This is a messenger RNA of Callorhinchus milii (elephant shark), 1306 nucleotides long. It is a transcript of the gene poldip3, whose product is annotated as polymerase (DNA-directed), delta interacting protein 3. The record is from RefSeq and is a predicted model, not a curated record. Lineage: Eukaryota; Metazoa; Chordata; Chondrichthyes; Chimaeriformes; Callorhinchidae. Gene Ontology annotation, biological process: mRNA export from nucleus. Gene Ontology annotation, molecular function: mRNA binding. Gene Ontology annotation, cellular component: nucleus.
GCUUUCAAAGGACUUUCGAUGCCCGUCAGAAGAUCGGGCUGACGGACGCCAGGCAGAGGCUGACCGUGCGAGACGCACGGGAGCGACUGGACCAGAAGGACGCUCGCUCCAAAAUAACAGGGGCCACGGCCAAGGUGCUGGAUGCUCGUCAGAUGAUAAACUCCAGGAAAGGGCAGGACGGCAGUGGACAGGGGGCUCAGCCCAAACACCAGCUGGAUGCCCGUCAGAGGCUUGGUGCCCGCCGGACAACCCCCGCCCCCAUCACCCCCCUGCUCGGGGGUACCGUGGGCAACAGGGGCCGGAUAACCAAAACCAUCCAGCAAAAGCUGAUGACCCCUGUGCUCAGCCACCCCCCCCUUGCCAUGCGUAUCAACGUGGUGAAUAUCCAGAGCCCCAGCCAGACUCUGGAUGAGAUUGAAGAUGAGGAGGAGGAAGAGGAGGAGCUGCUUCCUGUAACCAAAAAAGUAAUGAAGAUCAGCACCGGAAAGAACCACGUGACUCCGCAGAGCCCCCAAUAUGAGAUGAAUUGGCCUCUUCAAAACAUUGAACCCGGUUCCCACAAUCUCAGCCAAGCCAUCAGGGAGAGGUGCAGAAUCCAGCCAGGGCUCAGUGUCUCCAAGCUGUCCCUCGGGAAGACUCCUCUCACUAAAGUGGUUCAGAACGACUCGUACACUGCCCCUGCCCCACUGCCAGCCCCCGUCCCCGCCCCCCUCACAGUCAGCCGCUUUAAACACCUGACCAACAUCUCCAGGACAGCCACACUCUCUCUGGGGGAGGACACAGAGGAGGACUUGCCCCCUGCAGAGCCUGUUCUCAGCCCCUUAGAAGGAACAAAGAUGACUGUGAAUAACCUUCAUACAAGAGUAACUGAGGAGGACAUUGUGGAGCUGUUCUGUGUGUGCGGGGCUCUGAAACGUGCCCGGCUGGUCCGCCCAGGAGUGGCCGAAGUUGUUUUCGUCAGGAAAGACGACGCCAUCACAGCUUACAAGAAAUACAACAACAGAUGUUUAGAUGGUCAGCCAAUGAAAUGUAACCUUCACAUGAACGGCAACGUGAUCACCUCAGAACAGCCGAUCCUGCUGCGCCUGAGUGACGCCCCAGUGACCAAGGUCCCUGAGAUGGUGAGGCCGCGGGUUCGACAGGCCUCUCACCCCCAGGCCGAGGUGGACCCAGACACCGUCCUCAAAGCUCUGUUCAAAUCCUGCAGCCCCUCCACCUCCGCACAGCCGACUGCCUUCAAAAUCAAACUCUAACCUCAGCUCGUGAGCCUGCUGUACUCACCCUUGCCCCCCUCUCCCCCCAGCCC